CCUAUUGACAGCCUCUGGCAACUUUAUACUUAUCUAUGUAUGGAAAAUUCACAGAAAGUUAAUGAUUUUAUAUUGCAAAAACUCAAAGGAGCGGAUGAAGAAAUCAAAAAGGGAUCGAGAGGAAUCACAUUAAACCUCGCUGGUAACAAUCACUCAAUGCCAGUGGAAAGACUAACAAAUGAAGAUUUUUUAAUUCUUUCUAAAACUUUAGAGAAGAAUCCAUAUAUUAAUGGUUUGGAUGUUAGAUAUAACCUCAUAAGUGAUGCUGGUUUAUACUAUGCUGCAAAACUGCUUCAGAAACAACACAGUCUCAUUUACUUAAAUCUUAUGUUUAAUGAUAUUGGGCCCAAAGGUGGAGAGCUGAUUGCUAAAGCACUACUUAAGAAUACAACUCUGAAAUACCUAAGAAUGACUGGAAACAAAGUUGAAAAUAAAGGUGGAAUGUGUUUUGCUGCAAUGCUACAAAUUAAUUCAUCCUUAGAGAAGUUAGAUCUGGGUGACACUGACCUGGGAAUGCAAAGUGUGAUAGCAUUUGCUACAGUCCUAACUCAGAACCAGACAAUUAAAGCAAUAAACCUAAACCGACCUAUACUGUAUGGUGAGCAGGAAGAGUCCACAGUUCAUCUAGGCCACAUGUUAAAGGAAAACCACAGUCUUAUUACACUACACAUGAGUAAGCAUAAUGUGAAAAAUUCUGGCCUAAAACAGUUAUGUGAUGCACUAUAUCUGAACAGAAGCCUGCGCUACCUUGAUGUCAGCUGCAAUAAAAUAACUCAUGAUGGAAUGGUGUUUUUGGCUGAUGUACUGAAAAGCAACACUACCCUGGAAGUAAUAGAUCUUUCUUUUAACAGAAUAGAAAAUGCAGGAGCAAAUAGUCUCAGUGAAACUCUUGCUUCACACAACAGGAGCCUUAAAGCGUUGUCAAUAGUCAGCAACAACAUACAGGGAGAAGGACUGGUUGCACUUUCAGAGUCAAUGAAAACAAAUCCCACGCUCUCUAAUAUCUACAUUUGGGGAAACAACUUUGAUGAGGCUACAUGUGUGGCAUAUUCAAACUUAAUUGAAAUGGGCCGUCUAAAACCAGACGAUACCGAUGUGCAGCCAUAUGAGGUGGAUGGACGUGUGUAUCUUUCAGAAGUCUCCAAUGGCCUUAAAAGGCACUACUACUGGACACCAACUUAUGGAGAAGCUUUCAGCCACUCAUCUAAUGCCGGUUUCAGUCUCGUACCAGUAGGCCAACAGCUAUGACAAACAGUCAUAAAAUAAUUUUCAUACAUUUGACUUAUAUUCACAGAGAUGAACAUUUUAUUGCCUAUUUCAUAAAUUAGGACAAAUUACUUUUAUCAAAUAUGUAAAAGA
This is a messenger RNA of Myotis myotis, 1359 nucleotides long. It is a transcript of the gene LRRC34, whose product is annotated as leucine rich repeat containing 34. The transcript has 10 exons. The record is from RefSeq and is a predicted model, not a curated record. Gene Ontology annotation, molecular function: protein binding. NCBI's taxonomy places the organism in Eukaryota, Metazoa, Chordata, Mammalia, Chiroptera, Vespertilionidae. The coding region runs from base 40 to 1248 and encodes 402 amino acids.